Leptopilina boulardi is the source of this 2529-nucleotide messenger RNA. RefSeq names its product homeobox protein aristaless-like 3. Gene Ontology annotation, biological process: regulation of transcription by RNA polymerase II. Gene Ontology annotation, molecular function: RNA polymerase II transcription regulatory region sequence-specific DNA binding; DNA-binding transcription factor activity, RNA polymerase II-specific. The coding region runs from base 188 to 985 and encodes 265 amino acids. The record is from RefSeq and is a predicted model, not a curated record. The transcript has 4 exons. Lineage: Eukaryota; Metazoa; Arthropoda; Insecta; Hymenoptera; Figitidae.
AGUUUCUCGCCAUCUCGCGAGUAAUUGCAAACGCUUUUGGAAAGAAAAAGGUGAAGGGAUAUUUUUUAUUUCAUAAAGUUUCAAAGGAUUUCAUAUUGCACACUGAAGAAAUCGUCAGCGCUUUUUUAAGAAAGACAAUUUUUCAUCCUGUGUCAACUUACAAAAGUGAAGAAAGUUUCAGAAAAUAAUGUCUGGACCAUAUCUUUCACCUCUUGGACCACAAGCUGAUCUUCUAACGGAAUAUAUGUUCGGUCGACGUCGUCAGGUCAGUAGGCGUAAUCGAACAACCUUUACACCACAACAACUACAAGAAUUGGAGUCACUUUUUCAAAAAACUCACUAUCCGGAUGUAUUUCUACGAGAGGAAGUUGCGCUUCGAAUCUCUCUUUCGGAAGCUCGAGUGCAGGUUUGGUUUCAGAACAGAAGAGCAAAAUGGAGGAAACAAGCACGUUUACAAUUACUGCAGGACGCAUGGAGAAUGCGAUGUUUGGGUUUGGGGAGUGCUGCGCCACUUCUUCUGAGACCUCCGCCUCCGGGGGUGGAUCGUCCUGACGUGUCCCCACCACCCUCGUUGGCACCAACGACUCCACAAAUUUCGCCGCCUUCGGCACCUGAUGGUAGACUGACCGAAAAUGGACCUAUCACUGUACCAGCGUGUCGAGACUAUCGAAUUCUACCUCCACCACACAGUUUUUCGAUUAACUGUGACAAAUCACCAGAAAGAGUUAAAUGUGGAUGUGGCUCGCCACAAAGAUCAUCCAGCAGCCCUUCUGAAAGUGAAACACCCACCGGAGUAAUGAUAAGAGAAAGACCGCAGGAGUCUGAGAUGGACCUAACGAUUAAAGGACCUCAUCCUCCACGACACCCACCAAUAGCAUCUCUCUUUCAUCAUCUAUCCACGACUACUCAAGCGGAUCUUAGUCCGCCGUCUCAAUCUGUUGACGAACCACUUGACGUCACUCUUGCUAGCAACAAGAACAAUUAAACUUUUGAUGUGAGCAAAAAUUAUUAUUUAUAAAUAUAAUAUAAAAGUGGGAGAGUUGCGCCGCCUCAUUGUUGAAAUCAACAAAAUAAAUUAUAUACUUCAUAAUAAAUAUAAAGACUCGGCUAAAAAAAAUUGAUGGUCAAGAAAUGUCAAUGCUACUAAGAAACAUUCAAAUAAUGUUCAAAAUUCUUAAAAAUCAUUUUUUUAUACAUGCACCGAAAAAAAAAAGUUCUCAAAUUUAGAGGAUUCCUCUUCUUUUGCAGCAACUUUUCCUUUUAUAUAUGGGCACUAAAGUUUUCAUAUCUAAUUGAGAGGAUUUUCCUCUUUUAUAUUUUGAGAGGAAUAAUUUCAAAUAAAGAUUUAUUCAUCUUGUUUCAAACUUACGUCAAAUUCAGAAAUGUCAACCUUCUUUACAGGGUUAAAAGAAAUUUAUGAUUUAAUUUACUCGUUAUUACUCGGAUUAAGUAAUUUAUAAUGAAAGGAACCAUUUUUGGAGAAAAAAUAUAGACGGCGAAAACACGAGCUGAGUUUUUAUACAAUAAAGUACCAAAGAUUUUCAGGUUGUUAAAAAUGUUUUUAGUUUUUGUUCAUUUUAAAAUAAAGUGCUCAGUAUUCAAGUGAAAAAAAGUUAAUGGAUUAUUUAAAUCAAAGUAAAUAUAUUUUUAAAAUAGUGUAGAGGUCAAAUUGAUGAAAUAAUCAAUUCUGAUUUGAAUAUUAUUAAAUUCUAACCCUAGAAAAAAUAGGGGUUAAACAGAUCGCAUUGUUGAUAAAUUAUAAUAAAUUUAUCACAGUUUUUAAUAUGAAUAGAAAUAAUUUUUUAAACAUUAAAACCUUAAUUUUCAGUGAAAAAUUUGUUAAUUAAAUAAUUAAUGUAGAAAUUCCAAUUUCAGAUAACAGAUUUUUCAGCUCGUUGUCCAUUUUAUUUUGAACUGUCACUUUUCAAACAGUUUGAAGAUGCGCGCAACAAAACAAAAUGAAACUAUAAAAAUCUUUUUUACAGCAUAAAUUUGUUUCAUUUUGAGAGGAAUAAUUUCAAUUAUAGAAAAGAAUCUUAAAUGCAAAUGAAUAAAUUCAAUCAAAGAGAAAAUAUUAAAAGUUAUCAUUUAAUAAAAAUAUUCUCAAAUAAAGAAGAAAAAUCCUCCUUUUUGUAGAUGAAUAUUCGUAUAUUGAAAAUAAAAUGUAAAAGUAAUUUAUGAGCGGAAUUUUCUUCUCAUUUGGAGAUUUUAUUUUUUUCGGUGUGUUAAAUAUGUAAAUAAUUGGUGAUGCAGGUCUGUUUUAUUAAUUUUAUCUUUUCCGUUUUGUAAAAUUAAUUUUUCAUUUUAAAGAAUAAAAUACUCCUUCUUCUUGUGUAAACUACUUAAUUUCAACUGCAUUUUUAUUAAUAUUUUAUCAAAGAAUUUAAAUUUUCGAAGAAAUACUCGAAAAAUAAAAGAAAAUUAUAUUUAUUGCUCAUAAACUAAAAUGAAUUUUAAGUUUUUCAUUGGAAAAAUUCGCAAUUACAUAAAAAUUACGCAGUGGAAUAAAAUAAAAAAAUUAUUAAUCGU